GAGAUUGCGCGGAUUAUCAUCUAUACUGGUCGAGCUUCAAAGACUGUCUCUUCUUCUUCAUCAGUAGCUAGUUUGAAUUUGCUUACUGAGGAUUUCUAUGUUGUAGACUAGGGGCGGAGCUGAUACUCGAUGAAUCUUGUCCCAAGCGGCCGCCAAUUCUAUCCGGCAACAACUUUCUUAGACUCAUUCCACACCACAACCUUCAAGCACCAAUUUACAGUUCGCUUUCUAUUCUUGAGGUACGGUUCUUCCUUUUCUUCUCCUCCUCCGUUAAAGAAUCUAAUCGUUUGCUCAAGGCGUUAUGAGGCUAGCCCGAAUUCUGUCCCCGACAGACGCUCACCAGGAAAAAACAAUUUCAAUAGGAAUAGGAACUUCAGUGUUUCACCUGAAGAAGAAUCAUCAUCAUUUUCGCAAGAUACUCGUGGAAAGAAUUGGUUAGAUAAAUGGAGUACAGACAAAUCUAAUCGGCCUAGACCUCCUCGAGAAACGCUGAAUUAUCGUAGUCGUAACAAUGGAAAUGUUAAUGUUGGUGAAGGUGGUACUACAAUGGAGAGGAUUGUUGAGAAAUUAAGGAAAUUUGGGUAUAUAGAUGAUGUGAGGAAAGGGGAGGAGGAAAGAAGAGUGAUAGAGAAAGGGUCUAUUGAGGAUAUAUUUUAUGUUGAGGAUGGUAUGUUGCCUAAUUCUCGAGGUGGUUUUUCGGAGGACUCGCCUUUGGGGAUGGAACCGGGGUUUGGAAUUGAAAGUGUUAAGGAGGGUGUCAUGUUUCCAUGGGAGAAGCCAAUGAAUAAGGAAGAUGAAAACGCCAAUUCGAUUAGGCAAAAGAGUAGAACACAUUUAGCUGAAUUGACUCUUCCUGAGUCUGAAUUGAGGAGGCUGAAGAAUUUGACAUUGCGAAUAAAGAAUAAGAUGAGAAUCACAGGCGCAGGCGUCACUCAAGAAGUUGUAGACAAGAUCAAGGAUAAAUGGAAGUCUGAGGAGAUCGUGAGAUUGAAAAUCGAAGGUCCAUCCGCUCUUAACAUGAAGCGAAUGCACGAGAUAUUAGAGAGGAAAACUGGGGGCUUGGUAAUUUGGAGAUCUGGCGCCUCUGUAGCUUUGUAUAGAGGUGUGAGUUAUCAAUCACCUUCACCACGACAAUCCAAGUGGGAAAAUGACUCACCUUCACCGCGACAAUCCAAAUGGGAAAACGAUGUAAAGGAGAUAUCAAGAGUUUCACAUAAUGUGAGUGAUGUUUCUAUAGAGCCGAAAUCUGUCGUCAAUUCACAUGUUGAUCGAGUUGAAGAGAAAGAUAACUUGGAAUUGCCACAAAAGGUAGAAUAUGAAAAUGAAAUAGACGAACUGUUGGAGAGUUUAGGUCCUAGAUAUACGGAUUGGCCAGGGGAUGGGCCUUUACCAGUUGAUGCAGAUUUGCUUCCUGGUAUUGUUCCUAGCUAUAGACCUCCUUUUAGGGUUCUUCCUUAUGGGAUGAGGUCUACUCUAUCAGUUAAGGAAGCAACAGCUUUAAGAAGGCUUGCCAGAGUUCUCCCUCCUCAUUUCGCGUUAGGCAGAAGCAGACAGCAUCAGGGUCUUGCUCUUGCUAUGAUCAAGUUAUGGGAAAAUAGUUCAAUUGCAAAGGUUGCACUGAAACGUGGUGUUCAGUUAACUGUUAGCGAGAGAAUGGCUGAAGAUAUCAAGAGAUUGACAGGGAGUAUGCUUCUCUCCAGAAACAAAGAUUUCUUGGUGUUCUACAGGGGAAAGGACUUUUUAUCACCAGAGGUAGCAGAAGUAUUACUUGAAAAAGAAAGACUGGCGAUAUCCCUGCAAGACGAAGAGGAACAAGCACGGUUGAGAGCUUCUGCCUCAAUUACACACAUUGCUGACAAAAAGACCGAUAUUGGAACUACUGGAACACUUUCUGAAUCGGUGAAUGCCAAUGCCCGAUGGGGAAAAAAGCUUGAUGAAAAUUACGAGGUAAAGGUGAUGCAGGAAGCUGAAGUUUCAAGACAUACCAACCUCGUAAGGAAGUUGGAAUACAAGCUUUCCUUUGCUGAACGCAAGGUUCAAAAAGCUGAAAAGGCCUUAACCAAGGUAGAGCUGUCUCUAUUGCCAUCAGAACGGAAGGCAGAUCCAAAUAGCAUAACCGACGAAGAGAGGUUCAUGUUCCGCAAGCUUGGUUUAAGGAUGAAGGCCUUCUUGCUUCUAGGUAGGCGUGGAGUUUUUGACGGUACAGUGGAGAACAUGCACUUGCACUGGAAGUACCGUGAAUUGGUAAAGAUAAUUGUAAAAGCUAAGAACUUUGAACAAGCGAAAAACAUUUCCCUCUCUCUGGAAGCAGAAAGCGGUGGUGUUUUAGUAUCUGUUGACAAAAUCUCCAAAGGAUAUGGCAUUAUUGUUUUCCGAGGAAAGAAUUAUGAACGGCCUUCAUUAUUAAGGCCGAAGAAUCUAUUAACUAAGCGAAAGGCUCUGGCACGUUCAAUUGAGCUUCAAAGACGCGAGGCUCUCCUACAUCAUAUCUCAACCCUACAAGCAAGAGCUAACAAGAUUCGAUCAGAAAUUGGAGAAAUGGCUAAGGUGAGGGAGUUUGAUGAUGAAGAACUUUAUGACAAACUUGAUUCUGCUUAUCCUACUGAUGAUGAGGAGGACAGUGAGGUGGAAGGAGACGAUGAAGAUCAUCUUCAAACCUACGAAACUGAGGAUGAUGAUGAUGAUGAAACCAGUGCCUCGAGCCCCGUCAAUGAUAUUCAAUCUGAGGAUGAUGAUGAUGAAGAUGAAACCAGUGCCUCGAGCCCCGUCAAUGAUAUUCAAUCUGAGGAUGAUAGCAUUCAGUUCCAAACAAGUUUCCCGUAUAGAUUCAACAUUCGCGAAUCUGGAACAGAGCCAGAAGAAUACUUUAGCGAUGAUGAUGAUGAUGAUAACCAGCACAUCCAUGAAAAGCAAAUUGAAGAAAGGAUCUUUUAGAGUCAAGAACCACACUAGAAUGCUGAAAGGUUUUCAUUUUAGUCAUGGAUGAAAACUGUAUUGUGGUGGUUGGGCUAUAAAGCUUUAAUAUAUGUAUUGGCAGAUCUUUUGAUUUUUUUUUAUAUAGUUUUAAAUAGAAGGUAAUUAUU
Impatiens glandulifera is the source of this 3083-nucleotide messenger RNA. RefSeq names its product CRM-domain containing factor CFM3A, chloroplastic/mitochondrial-like. The coding region runs from base 130 to 2934 and encodes 934 amino acids. NCBI's taxonomy places the organism in Eukaryota, Viridiplantae, Streptophyta, Magnoliopsida, Ericales, Balsaminaceae. The transcript is spliced from 9 exons. Gene Ontology annotation, biological process: RNA splicing, via transesterification reactions. The record is from RefSeq and is a predicted model, not a curated record. Gene Ontology annotation, molecular function: mRNA binding.